Messenger RNA from Coccinella septempunctata (seven-spotted ladybird), 1108 nucleotides. It is a transcript of the gene Jra, whose product is annotated as transcription factor AP-1. Lineage: Eukaryota; Metazoa; Arthropoda; Insecta; Coleoptera; Coccinellidae. Gene Ontology annotation, cellular component: transcription regulator complex. Gene Ontology annotation, molecular function: transcription factor binding; DNA-binding transcription factor activity, RNA polymerase II-specific; RNA polymerase II cis-regulatory region sequence-specific DNA binding. Gene Ontology annotation, biological process: regulation of transcription by RNA polymerase II; regulation of cell population proliferation; regulation of cell cycle. Bases 307 to 960 code for a protein of 217 amino acids. The record is from RefSeq and is a predicted model, not a curated record. The transcript has 2 exons.
UUGCAGUAUUUAUUCUCAGAAUGGGAAAUUGAGCUGUGAGUCAUCCAUAAAUAGAAUUAUUACGUUUAUUUGUUGUUACCUCGUAAUAGUAAAAUAUCCCGAAGGACCUGAAGUUGUUUAUUCAUAGAGUACAAUUUUGGAAAUUAAGAAAUAAAAGAAAAACUUUUCAUUUUUGGAUCGACAAAGUUAUAUGGAAUUGAGUGAUACCAUAUAUUACAUUCUUCUUGGCCUAGUUGUACUUCUAGUGCAUUUGUUUUUUUCAUUGGGGUCUUGGCUGGGUUGGGAGCUUUACGUUAACAAUUAAAGAUGAGUGGAAACUUCAAUGACAAAGACAAUAUCAACAAUAUGAAGAGAAGCUUAACGCUCGACUUUAAUAAAGUAAAGAAUUUAAAUAUUCCAGCCGCUAAUUCUGGAUUAUUACUUUCCCCCGAUUUGAAUUUGUUGAAAGUUGAUACUCCAGAAUUAGAAAACAUGAUUCUUGGAAAUCCAUCAGUGAAUACUCCAACACCAUCUUUCUUUCCAAAAUCAGUAACGAUGGAACAAGCAUCUUUUGCUGGCGGAUUUGAAGAGGCACUCAACAAAUUACACAAUUCCAAUGGAUCAGAUAGUAACACAAGUACUAUCUAUAAUGAGGCACAAUUUUUACCAAUAGUUAAGGAAGAGCCACAAACCGUUCCGAAUAUCACAAAUUCCCCACCAAUGUCUCCUGUAGACAUGGAAUAUCAGGAGCGCAUGAAACUUGAACGUAAAAGACAAAGGAAUAGGUUGGCAGCAUCGAAAUGCAGAUCGAGAAAAUUGGAAAGAAUAUCGAAGCUCGAGGAGAAGGUGAAACAGCUCAAGAGUGAAAACGGUGAAUUGGCUACACAUUUAGCACAGCUUAAGGAAACCGUUGGAUUGCUUAAAUUAGAAGUUAUGGACCAUGCUAAUGCAGGAUGCCCUAUUAUCGUUAGUCAAUUCUAGGACUGGAAGAAAAGUACUUUAAAUUUGUUAUUUGAUGAAAAACCAGAAUUUAUUAUAUUUAAAGAGAACCUUUUGUAUCUAAUGCCAUAUGGAGUAUUUUGUAUAUAUAUUUGAUAGUUGACAAAGAAAUAUAAUCUUUUUUUCUAAA